Molecule: messenger RNA, 1571 nt
Organism: Malus domestica (apple)
Lineage: Eukaryota; Viridiplantae; Streptophyta; Magnoliopsida; Rosales; Rosaceae
Product: probable endo-1,3(4)-beta-glucanase AFLA_105200
Biological process (GO): response to abscisic acid
Source: RefSeq, a predicted model, not a curated record
GGACCCUGAAUUGUGAACCGGAAAGCAGCAAUGGCUCAACUUGAACGCCCCCAACGACACGGUGACUCGGAAUCUACUAUCAUCCACGAGCCGAGAAAACUUACGGCCACUCAAAGCCCGACUAUGGAACAAUAUCUUCGAGGGGGUGAAGUUUUGAGGUCGACAUCCUCACCCUCGUCAACAUCAUCAUCAUCUCCGGUCGGGCACCAUGAUGGAGAAGAAGAUCAUGGACACCAUCACAAGAAAUCUGUUCUCACCAAGGUGAAAGAGAAGGCCAAGAAGCUGAAGCACUCACUCAGCAACAAGAAAAAGCACAGUGAAGGCGAUAACUCCACCCCCACUUGGGGUGCAAGCCCAGUUGAGCACGAAGAUGAAGAGCAAGAUGCUGAAUAUCUAGGAGCCCCAAUGUACGAAUCAGAGAUGGCACCUGAAGGAUACAAGGAAACUGCAAAGCUGCAACCCCGAGCAGUUCCUGUGAUUUCUGAGAAGCAUGUUUUGCCAAGUAGUGUCACUCCGGGAUUUGAACACGAUAAGGAGAAGCCUCCUAGUCCUAACAAGACAGUGACCAAAAUUGCAUGCACGAAGCCUCUUAGUCCUAGAGAGGUAAUCACCGGAACUGUGGCCACAAAACCUUGUAGCCCUAAAGAGGCAGUCACUGGAACUGUGGCCACGAAACCUGCAGAUAGUCCUAGCAAGUCAACUGAAAUUGCAAAGACUUCAAGUCCUAACAAAACAAUAGCUGAAACUGUGACUGAGAAGUUGGGACCGGCCUAUGCCACGGUAUCAGAUACAACAUACGCAAUUGCCUCAAAGAUAGAAGGGCUCACUGUUUCAGCCCCCGCUGCUGUAUCCAAUGCAACCCAUGCCAUUGCCUCAAAGGUAGGCCUCGCUGUUGCGGCCCCAACUCCUUCAGAUAAAUCCCCGGAAGCUCCACACACUGUUUCAGCAUCAUCAGCUCUGCAGAACUCUUCAUCCCGGGCAACUCCACAAAUCUUGGCAGCCUCAGAGGGUCCACAACCUUUGUCAGCCCCUGCAGCUCCACAAUCUGGUAAGCACAGUGAUCAAAUAUGGGAUAAGGGUGUUUCUGUAAAGGAGUAUUUGAUUCAAAAAUUUGAGCCAGGGGAAGAUGAAAGAGCACUUUCGCAAGUGAUAUCCGACGCAAUGAGUCCAAAGAAAGCUUCUGGUGGUGGUGAUGUUGGCAUGGUGGGGAAGGUGAAAGGGGCUAUAAAUUCCAUGCUUUGGAACGAGGAGCCAUCCGAAACCACUACCGCACAAUCAGCCGUGGCCACAUCACCAAACUCACAGUCAGCCAUGAUGACUUCAUCCCCGCGCAUUCCAGUCUCAACAAAUGCUUAUGAAGCUAUUGAGGAAGAAAAGAAGGGAAGAAUACUGCAGACUAAUUGAAAAGCGGAGUUCAACUGUUGAUAUAAAGAAAUAAUCCUCUAAAUAUUUUUGUACAAGUUUCUAUGCAUCAAUAAGUGUUUCCCAAAAUUCAUUUUACAAUGUUCGUGUAAGCUUUGUAUUUUUGCCAAUAAAACCAAUUUUGCAGCUCCAGAAAUUGAAUUUUUUUU